Molecule: messenger RNA, 522 nt
Organism: Echinostoma caproni
Lineage: Eukaryota; Metazoa; Platyhelminthes; Trematoda; Plagiorchiida; Echinostomatidae
Source: the annotation of a GenBank genome assembly
AUGUGGUUAACGACGAUUGUUACCGGUUGGGUGUUUGUUGGUUCGCGUGCGAGCGGUAAUCGGUUCAGACCCGGAUCGCAUCAUCCAAUGUUGGCUACCAGUCGAUGGACAGCUAUAACUCCCAGAAUCGGGGAACAUGUGAUGUCCGAUGCCAACGAUGGAGAACCUUUCACGUUUGAUGGAAAUCACUACAGUUUGCACUCGUCGGGACCCGCUGUACUGCGCACUACUCAGGCGGGUGAUCUACGGAAUUCCGACCUCUCGGCCCUUACGAAUGCGACUGAUGCGGAAGCAGAGGCUGAGGUAACUGAUGUGAACUACAAUCGUGCGGUCAGUCUGGAUCCUCGUCUGACUUCGCAGAAUCAAACUCUGAAUGUGAAUCUUUUACGAAACACAAUGCCAGAACGUAUCGGCGUCCGUCCAUUUGAUCAACAUUCAUUUAUUGCGCCUGUUCUGAUUAGCUUGGUCGAUCAAGAACCCACACCCACCACAAACUCGGUGAUCAAUGUAGAACCCGAGUGA